Molecule: messenger RNA, 1682 nt
Organism: Myripristis murdjan (pinecone soldierfish)
Lineage: Eukaryota; Metazoa; Chordata; Actinopteri; Holocentriformes; Holocentridae
Gene: slc45a3
Product: solute carrier family 45 member 3
Exons: 7
Coding region: 1-1674 (557 amino acids)
Biological process (GO): transmembrane transport
Cellular component (GO): membrane
Molecular function (GO): sucrose:proton symporter activity
Source: RefSeq, a predicted model, not a curated record
AUGCCGGGGGAGCAUCAGUGGGCCGUGCAAGGUCUGCUGUGUAAGCUGCUGCUGGUGAAUGUGUUAACAUGUGGGCUGGAGGUGUGCAUGGCUGCAGGGACCGUUUACAUCCCACCUUUGCUGCUGCAGGCCGGUAUGGAGGAGCGCUACAUGACCAUGGUGCUCGCUGUGGGUCCAGUUCUGGGGCUGAUCUUUGUGCCCAUGAUCAGCUCGGCCAGCGACUCAUGGCGUGGCCGUUUUGGUCGACGCCGGCCUUUCAUCUGGGUGCUGAGCAUGGGAGUUUUGCUCGGUCUGCAGGUCAUUCCCCAAGCCUGGCGCCUGGCCAUCCUGCUGGCCCCACAGCGUCCUCCCUGGCUGGAGGCAACACUGCAGGCGGCGGCUGUGUGUCUGCUGGAGUUCUGUGCACAGGCCUGUCUAACCCUCCUGGUGGCCCUGCUGUCAGACCAUUUCCCCGGAGAGGACGAGAACCGCAGAGCUUUCUCAGUUAAUUCCCUGAUGACCAGCCUGGGGGGCUGCCUGGGGUUUCUGCUCCCCGCUGUAGACUGGAGCCGAACUCCCAUGGCAGCAUACCUCGGUGGCCAGGAGGCUUUCAUCUACACCCUGCUCACCGUCGUUUUCCUCAGCUGCCUCCUCACCACCGCCUUCAUCCCGGAGGAGCGAGGGAGCAGAGGAGGCGAGGGGAAGAUGCUCGGUGUUGUGAGCCCCUUGAAAAGCAGGCAGAGCAGAUCCUGGCCUCACCUGGGCCUCCGCCCAACGCAGUGUUUGUACCUCGCAAUGGGACGGUGUGCAUCGGCGUGUGUGUCGGCGCUGCCCCGUAUGUACGGGGCGUGCGUGCGUGUGCCGGUGGUCAUACGGAGGCUGUUUGUGGCGGAGCUGUGCAGCUGGAUGGCGCUGAUGAGUUUCAUGCUUUUCUACACUGACUUUCUGGGAGAGGGGUUGUACCAGGGGAUGCCGGGUGCAGAGCCAGAGUCACAGGAAAGGAAACACUAUGACGAAGGGGUCCGUAUGGCCAGCGUGGGGCUCUUCCUGCAGUGUGUGGUGUCGGUGCUCUGCUCCGCGCUGGUGGACCGCUGGGUCGCUCUGCUGGGAGCCAGGGCGGUGUACAGCAGCAGCGCCGCCCUGCUGGUGUUGGUCACCGCUGUCAUGACCGUCUCCAGCAGUGUCCUGAUGGUGACUGUCAUGGCCGCCUUGACCGGCUACAUCUUCUGCGUCCUGCAGGUCCUCCCAUACACCCUGCUGUGUUUCUAUCACUCUGACAGACAGGCUUUUUUCGCCCCCUCCACGUCCAAACCUUCCCCGGUCUGUGAGCGUGGUGACCCAGCCGUCUCCAAGUCCCUCUUCUCCUCUGAUCCAGCCGCUCUUCGUGGUAAUGGUCACCCGGGGGGAGUCACUCUGCCAGGGGAAGCUCCUCCUGCCGGCUCCCUUGCUCUUGAUGCAGGAGAUGGAGGAGAGGGAGACUCCACACCAGUCUGCCAAAGAGGGAUAUGCUUUGACAUGGCGAUACUGGAUAGUGCCUACCUGCUCUCACAGGUGCUGCCGGCGAUGUGCCUCGGCUCCAUAGUGCAGCAGGCUCGCAAUGUGAGGGCCUACAUGGCCUCGGCCUUCUGCUUCAGCCUGCUGGCUUUUGUCUGCUCCACCCGCGUUGUUUACAGCCACGCCGACCUUCAGCGCUGAAAAACUCU